This is a messenger RNA of Synchiropus splendidus (mandarinfish), 5109 nucleotides long. RefSeq names its product homeobox B3a (gene hoxb3a). Lineage: Eukaryota; Metazoa; Chordata; Actinopteri; Syngnathiformes; Callionymidae. Gene Ontology annotation, molecular function: RNA polymerase II cis-regulatory region sequence-specific DNA binding; DNA-binding transcription factor activity, RNA polymerase II-specific. Gene Ontology annotation, cellular component: nucleus. The coding region runs from base 889 to 2430 and encodes 513 amino acids. Gene Ontology annotation, biological process: regulation of transcription by RNA polymerase II. The record is from RefSeq and is a predicted model, not a curated record. The transcript has 3 exons.
GUCAGAGCGGUGCUGGAAGGGGUAGCCAGCGUGUUGGAGGCAGCGUGAGAGGCAGUGAUUUAUGGCCCGUAUGACUUCAACCUCGGUUCAGGAAGAGUUCACAUUGCUUGAGAGAGCCCCCUUACAGGGCAUUCCAUCUCUGUCCGCGGUUCUGUUUUUUAUUUCCCUCUCUGCGCUCCUACAUCUCACCCUCACCGUCGAUUCCUUAUUUACUAAACCUGUCGAUAAUUUCCCCAUCAACUGUAUCCUUUUAGACAUCUACAAAUAUCCAAAUAAUUCUUUGAUCCCAUCUCCAGUUUUUUUUCUUCUGGUUAUGGAGCGCCGCAGACUGAAGCCAGGUCCGUGGUUUGUCGGUGGGCUUCAUCAUUGCACGUCGGUCCGGUCCGUUAUUGUGAGAAGGGGCACGUAGACUGUCCAAGAAAAUGCACUGUGUUAUUCAUCGGCGGCGCCAUUUGUAAUUUUAUAGCCCAGGAUAAAGCAGGCACUAUAGCACCCCCCUCCCCAACCCCUUUCGUGUUGUUGUUUGGGUGGCUGUUUCUCUGUCAGGAUAAGUGGAUUAUUCACGGAGGCGUCUAGUACAGUUGCUGAUUGUAUUAAGCUGUGGACCUACAAGCCAGGGGCACAGACAUUACAUGUCCCGUUUAAUGGCCUAACAGUGAUAUGAUUUAAUAACAUAUUCCUCCUACUCUUGCGCUCCCUGGCUCGCCUUCUCUGCGCGGGACUAUUCCUCAGAGCAAAUAAUUAGGAUUCCUGCUUGUCUUCCAGAAAGAUAAAUGGCUGACAUGUGUGACGUGCUGAGAGGUGGAGUGGGUCUGGACUAUUCCAGCCACUUCCAACAGAAACACGAGAUAACGGUCUACACAUGUACGGCGAAAAAAACUCAACAGUAUGAAAAAGUCAUAUUGCAGGGGACCGUUGGAGAGAUACCAUCACGUGACCCCCGGUACCAAAUGGUCUUCCGGCCGUGGUUCACAACAAGGACCCCGGCCGUCUCUCUCAGACAUGCAGAAGACAACAUAUUACGACAACUCCUCGACGAUCUUCAGCGGCUACUCAUCCUACCAGGUUCAGGGGGCAACAGCAACUGCAGCUGCAAAUGGUUUCGGGGGCUAUGACGCCCCAGUCCCUGUAUCCCAUCACCAGUCGGUGUUCCAAUCGACCACCCAUCUCGAUGCGGACUCGUACCAGCGCUCUGCCUGCUCUUUGCAGACACUGGGUAGUGGCGGCAGCCAUCAGCAGCAGCAGCUUUCCAAAGCCAAGGAGCUGAAUGGCAGCUGCAUGCGGCCCAACCUGGCAGCUGAGCACCACCCAGUGUCCCCACCACUGCCGCCCAACCCCAGCAAUGGUAAUACAGGAGGUCAGCAGCCAGGAGGCACUGCAGGCGCCCCCUCGCUUCCCAAAUCAGGCACCAACAAAUCGUCCAAUUCCUCCUCAUCCACGUCAUCGUCCUCUUCCUCUUCGUCACUGCCACCGAACCCGACUCUGACCAAGCAGAUCUUCCCCUGGAUGAAAGAGUCUCGUCAGACCACCAAGCAGAAGAACUGUUCUCCCAGCAACAACUCUGGCAAUGUGUCUGGAGGAGGAGAGAGCGGCAGCGGUGGGGAGAAGAGUCCCACUGGAGGGUCUUCUACGUCAUCCAAGCGGGCUCGGACAGCGUACACCAGCGGGCAGUUGGUUGAACUCGAAAAGGAGUUCCACUUCAACCGGUACCUAUGUCGGCCCCGGCGGGUGGAAAUGGCAAACCUGCUGAAUUUAUCUGAACGACAGAUCAAGAUCUGGUUUCAAAACCGGCGCAUGAAGUACAAAAAGGACCAGAAGUCAAAAGGAUUGAGUUCUAGCUCUGGAGGUCCUUCACCAACCGGCUCGCCCCCUCUAUCCAUGCAGUCCUCUGCCAGUUUUCUAAAUUCAAUGCAUCCCAUCGUAGGUGGUAGUUCUGGCUAUGAUGCUCCAUCUCCGCCAUCCUUCGGCAAACAGCAUCAAGGAGUCUCUUAUUCCAUGUCUACUGCCUAUGCCAAUGUCCCGAUGAAGGGCUGCCCGCCUCAACAGAAGUAUGGCGCACCAGAUCCAGAUUACGGUGACCCACAUUCCCACCAUGGACUGGUUCAGGCUAACAGUGGAGGUUAUGGGAACCCUAACAAUAUGCAGGCCAGUCCGGUCUAUGUGGGGGGCAGCAGCUAUGUGGAGCCCAUGUCGGGUUCUGGUCCUUCUAUGUAUGGCCUCAACCAUCUUGGUCCCACGCCACCUCACCACCAAACCAUGGACUAUAACGGAGCGGGGCCCAUAUCGGGCACCAACCAGCACCAUGUGGGAGGCGGGGUGCCGCCGGGACCCUGCGACCCAUCUGCACACCCCACAUACACAGAGCUGUCGGCGCACCACACCUCGACUCAGGGCAGAAUUCAGGAAGCACCCAAGCUCACCCACCUGUAGCAGGUUUGGAACUAGUUACACGACAAAGAUGAAACAGAACUCAUGACGCACUAACAGACUAACUCACAUGUGGAGCCUCCAGCAGGGCAGCGUGGAAGCAUGAGGGACUGGCGGGCAGCGGAGGGACAGCCUGUGUCUGGUUAGAGUUUACAGUUUUGUGGGUCGGUUGUUUCAACUUUAACUGUAUGUCACUGAACGGGAUGAGGAGUGAGUUAAAGUUAAAACAUAUCAAAUUUGCUUGUUUAAUAAUGACGCUUGGAUGCCGUUGACUGAAAAACUUUCUUGUGUGCACAUGCCAUCCCUGUGUCUCUGUGGAUUCUGUUUGUUGAUUCACCAAGGAAGCUUGACUAGCAGCACUUUGAAGGCAGAUAGAUUGAAGUGAUUUGUCCUUCCAGUUCAUUUGGGAGGAAUGGUAAGAAUACUUCUACAGUGAACUAACAAGCUGGAUAGUAUGAUUCAAGAUAUUUUGGCGAUGGUGGUGUGUGAGUGUUGGCUGAUGAAAUAUACUUGGCAAAUAACUGCAUCAUGGUGAAAAACACGAUAUAUCAGAUGAAGAAAAGCAUGUACCAGCUCAUCUACUGUGUGUUUGUGGUUUUAAAUUGCCCUAAAAUAGUAAGACACACAGGAAUAGAACUUGCUCUUCUGCCUGCCCAAAUGAAAUAGUGGCGUUUAAUGUGCAGUUAACAAGCUGGUUAGAUUUAUGAUGACAAGCGCUGCCCUCCAGGCUGGAGUUGUUGUCAGCCUAGCAGAGCAAUGUGAGGAGUGUGGCUCACCACGGAGACUAGGCGCUUCUGAGCGUCCACUCAGUGCACAGCUGACCAUCCGCUGACCACCUUGGAGUCCCUCCUGCUGGGUCUGUCGAAGUCCAUCCUGACUAAAGCACAUCGACUAACCCGCCACUGCUGCCUGCUCUGUCUGUGGAACUCAGUUCCACUCACACCUGUCACUCAAAUCCUCAACACUCACGACUGCUAUACCAACACACACAUUGUCAUCACAUCUUCAACCUCACAUCAGUGGCAAACUUCCUUUUUGUUGACACACAAGACACAAUGUGAUGACAUUGUUAAAUAAAAGUGACAUCGACGAGGAUAUUUAUGUUUAGCACAUCACCGACAUACAGGGUAAAUACAAGCAGAGAGCACUAUUUAUUUGGGUUUGGCUGUCAAUGCUCUCUCUCUCUCUCGUUCUCCCUAUCUCUCUUUCUCGCUCUCAUUCCUCUCUCACAUGAAUUCUUCAAGUGUACAUUUGGUUUUAACUGUUUGUUUGGUUUUCAAUUCUUGCAUAUCUUGACUUACGUGGAAACAGGGUAUAUAUUUGAACAAUAUGCAUGUCCCAGCAAUCUGUGUUGAUGUGUUUCCAGUACUUUUGAUAAAUCACAAGGAUUUAUUUUGGUGACAUAAAAGCGCAAGAAUCACAAUUCCAGAUGCAAAAUGGUGCUCUGUCAUUUUUUUGCUGUUUAGCAUGGCAGUUGUAUGGCAGUAGUAACAUGGGUUGGCAACAAUGGGCUGUCCUUUCUUCUGAGAAGGUGUCAUGGGCUUGCCAUCUGGAUGCUUGCUACAUGCUUCACAGUCCAACACUAGGGGACUAAAUCAUCUGGAUAAUACCUCUGUUUUAUCUGGUAAAACUAGACUUAUACAGCUUUGACUCUCAGUUCAAGUCAGACUUAAAAAGAGACGCAAAAAAAACAUCAUCUUGAGAAUUUGCCACGCGCCAGUGUUCACGCUGGAUAUUUGCCCUGAGGCUAGAAUUGCUUCCUCUUUACCCACUAACAUACUGCAUAGCUUCUAGCUUAGUGUUGUGAUAUACUAUGACACUAUUUAAAAAAAAAUCGGGACUAGUAAAGGAAGAAGCAGACAGACAGGCCAAUUUUCUUUAUUCUGUUUGCAUAGCUGCAGUUCAGCCUCUGACUGGAUACACUUCCUUUGAACCUCACAAUCAACACUGAAGCUCCUAAAAUAAACUCCUUGUGUGCAUUACUUAAAAGUACUUUGGACAUAUCCGACAUCUGGGCAUCAUUGUUGCACUUAGAGUUUACAUUUUGAUGGUUAAAGGUAAAAACAAAACAAAAAAAUAAAUAAAAAAAACAAAUAAACAGAAUCUUAUUUUGAAUGUUGAAGACCGUCCAAUCAAUGAGUCUUUUGCAAAUGCGUGUUCGAGUGAACAUUCAUAUAUGAAUAUUUAUUUGUUAUAGCCAUUUUGAGAAAAUACCUUCUGUUUUGUAUUAUUAUUAUUAUUAUUAUUAUUAUUAUUAUUUAUCCUUCAUGUAUUUAUAAUGAGAAAUACUGUACUUUUUUAGCAUUAACUGUUAUACAAAAAGAUUGUGUUUUUCUUCUGUCCAUUGUACUGACACUACCUUUUUUAAGUUAUUGUAUUUUAGAAGACAAUUAGUAGUUUUUAUGUUUCUAUUAUGACCCUUGUACUUAAAUGUUUUGGCUUGUACGGGGAAAUGGCUAGGAUGGGGAUUGGUUUACUAUCCAAUGCAUAGUCAUUAUAUAGACAGACAAUUAGUUGGGGAAAAGGUCCUUUUGAAGAAAAAAAAAAGUUUGUCCUUUGUAGAUAUUUUUCUUUUAUUGUUGAGAGAGUUGUCUGUCAAACAAUUCUUUAAUAAACUGUUAUAUUAUUCAGAACUAUCGUGACUUAUUCGAGAUAUUAAGACAGAAACUUGGGGAUUUUUUU